Messenger RNA from Capsaspora owczarzaki ATCC 30864, 4425 nucleotides. Its product is annotated as integral membrane sensor hybrid histidine kinase. Gene Ontology annotation, biological process: phosphorelay signal transduction system; phosphorylation. The transcript has 7 exons. Lineage: Eukaryota; Filasterea; Ministeriida; Capsasporidae. The coding region runs from base 1 to 4425 and encodes 1474 amino acids. The record is from RefSeq and is a predicted model, not a curated record. Gene Ontology annotation, molecular function: phosphorelay sensor kinase activity.
AUGAGCGCUGCAGAGACCUCGGGUGAGGCGAUCGAGCAACCAUCGGGACUCGCCCCCGCGGUUUCCAUUUUGGCGGACCGCGCAACAGUGCUAUCGCAGCCGCAGCCGCCGACUGCGCAGAAGCAGCGACACGUCGUGACCAUGGCUGCAGAUGCACCGACUCUUGGUGCCUCGAACGUGACUGGCGGCGGCGGUGGCGGCAAGCCAAAGCCCGAGGCCAUCGAAAUGUCUGAAAUUUCUGAAGGCGGCAGAGCGUUCUCCGAUCCGCAUUCAGCCCAGCAUGUGACGCUCAGCAUGACCGGCGCCGACCACCAUACCGAGAGCGACGACGAGCGCACCAACUUUAACGACGUGGAAUCCUCGUUCCACUCCAGCAGCCUCAGCAAAACAUCCUCAGAAAUGUGUGGGCUGUGCAUGGGGCCGCGAUGCCGCCGCCUGCGACGUCGAUUCCGCCGUGCAAAGAAGAGAACAGCGCAGUGGAUCCACAGUCACACACCUGCUUGGGUGUUUGUUCUGAUGCACUACGUGGACAUGCUUGUGCUCGCCCCGUUUCCAACCGCCCCCACCAUUCCGAGCGAGGUUGUCCGGAUACGCGCCAUGACCCUCAUCCUGCUCGCCUACUUUCCGUAUCUCAUUUUCGUCUUGGCCACUCGCACGGAAGAUACGCUCGGAUUAUGGCUUGCUUGCGGCUACUUGGGCGUUGCGUUUCUCGGAUACUUGCUUGUCCGAACCGGACUGCAUGCUUUGGCAGGAGGCGCGGUGGCCGGUGCCAUCUACAUCAUGUCCUUGAUUUACUUGACCAUCAACGGAGGCGUGGUCGGAGUAUCGACUUACGCGGUCAUUGCAAUGCUGGUCGCUGCCGUGUCUUGUCCAGUGUGGUUUGUUGGCUCCAUAUUCUUGUUUACGAUGCUCUUUCUCAUCACGGCCGGCAUAUUCGACCCAAGAGUGAUCACCUUCAACGUGAUCAACGGCGUCUUGCUAAACUUCCUGUUUGGCACUUCCAUCUUGCUUGCAUCCUAUGUCAAUCAUUGGGACUUGAAGCAGUUGGAGCAGCAGCGGGCGACAUCGUCCAAGAACGAGAAAAAGUACCGCAACAUUUUUGACAACUCGCACGAAGCCAUCGUGAUGAUUGACAAGAACGACGAAAUCAUCGAAGCCAACCGCACCUUUUUUGAACUCUACAAAAUCCCUCGUGAUCACCGGUGCGGGAGCCAAGUGACGGUGCACUUCCGCUUAGCCGAGCUGUUCGCCAAAGAGUCACGGCGCGAACUGCGGCGUGUUCUUGCAUCGACUGCUGGCACAUCCCAAACACGUGUCUGCGAGCUCAACUCGGUGGCCCUGGACGGACAGGCCUAUCCCAUUCGCCUCGUGGCCAGUAGCUUGCGCACAGCCGAAGACGACAUGUCCAUCAGCGAGCGAACGAUCGUGUCAGCCAUUCCGGCUGGUGCACAGUCCGAACAAUCGCUAUCAGCGACGCAAGCCACCUCUGCCACGCAAGAAAGGCACGGAUUCCGGUUUUGGAGACGGUGGACCCGCGACCCGCCCCCUUCGGUCACUGCCCAGCCUGCUACACCUGGGCGAUCGUCGGUCCAACCCCUUCUUGUUGAAAGCAGUGCGCCUGUAGUCACGUCGUCUCAAACCGGCUCGGUUGUCAGGCCAGGGGAGCCAGUUGUGGUGCAUGCCAACCCCGAACCAGAACAUACCGAAGUGGAGUUUGACAUUCACGACUACACUGACGACGAGGACUGUGAUCCAGUCUCACCGUUGUACCAAUACCAACCCCGCGGCACCCCUGUUCCUCCAGGGUGGUAUCGCAAGCCAACACGCCUUGUCUCGAUCAUCAAUCUCACCGACCAGCGUCGAGUGAAUGCUGCAGAAAGCGAGGCAUUGAAGGAAAAGCAGGCCAACGAGGCCAAGAGCCGCUUUUUGGCGAACAUGAGCCACGAAGUUCGCACACCACUCAACUGCAUUCUCGGCAUGACCCAGAUCAUGAUGACCACCUCACUCAACAACGAGCAGAGCGACUAUUUGGACACAAUCAAGGUGUCGGCGCAAAUCCUGUUGACGGUCAUUAACGACAUUCUUGACUUUAGCAAGAUCGAGGCUGGCCAACUCAGCAUUGACGCCAUCCCGUUCAACUUUGUGCAAAUCACCGAGAACAUUGUCGAUCUCUUGUUCCCCAGCGCAGCCACCAAAAACCUACUGCUCUCGUGCUUCAUCGACCCUCAACUUCCUCGCGUUCUGGUCGGCGACCCAAACCGCUUCCAGCAAAUCUUGGUCAACCUCGUUUCGAACGGCAUCAAGUUUACCACCUCGGGCAGCGUCUCGUUGCGCUGCUUGCUCGACAGCGAAGUGGACGACGACCACUUGCUCGCGCGCUUUGAGGUUGUGGACACGGGCAUCGGCAUCGAGGCGGAUGCACUCGAUCGGCUGUUCCAGCGCUUCUCCCAAGUCGACAGCUCAAUCACUCGAAGCUACGGUGGUACGGGUCUUGGCUUGGUCAUUUGCAAGUCCCUGGUCACCUUGAUGGGCGGAACCAUCGGCGUGGACAGCACGCGCGGUGAGGGAAGCCGGUUUUGGUUUACCAUCAAGUUCCGAAAGCCCACCGAGACCGACACGGAUGCCAUUGCGACCAGCAGGGUGCGAGUCAAACCACCGCCCCAGUUUGCAAGCCAAGCGGUCGCUCCACAGGAACGGCAUUCAACAGAAAGAUCGGCUGUGCAGACAUCGGUCGAUUGGGCCGCAACUGCCGAGCCGUACAAGCCUGCAACCGAACAAACCAUCCCGUCAACUCUGGAACUUCAAAGCCACACAACAGCCUCCUGCAUGAGCCAUCUUCAAGCCGUCAUCGUCAGUCCUCGACCCAGCUUCACGGCUGCGUUGAAAGGCUUCCUCGAUGGCUGGAAUGUGACCUCGCAAGCGGCUCGAUCGUGGGCGGCGGCGCAGCAAGUGGUGCAGUCGAUUGCUCGCGAAACUGCUCCUGGCACACGCUCACACAUUGUCGCGUUGAUUGACCAUCCCUACGUGCUCGUCGAGCCGAAUGAACCCAUUUCGAGUCCGGAAAGGGAAGUGGUGACCAACAUUGACUGGCAAGCUCUGCUGAUGCAAGGUGCACAGCCCAUCUUCUUCUUCCCGGAUAGGCGCGUCGAGACUCACGCGGUGGUGUUGACGCGAUGGCCCGCUUCUCACGUCAUGAUUGGCCCGAUUCGUCAAUCCUCCCUGUUUGCCGUCUUGAAGCAGCUUCGCUGCUCCACAUGCGGCAAGGAUGUGGUCAAUCUGAUGCACCCAGACCCUCUGCCCGGCCAGGCUUCGCUGCCUUCUCGCAAUUCUGCUUAUUCCAACGCUCUGACAGUCAUGGCGCUUCCGACAGGCCAACGUUUGCCCUCGGAUAUGCACGAACACUUGGCUCCGGUUACUCUUGACAACAUUGUCACCCCAAGCCGCGGAGUUGUUGCUCCCGAAUUUCCCGCACCCAGUUCGAAAGUUCCUUCAAGAUCCAAAGUGUCCUUGGAGCGGAAGGUUGAAGGGACUUUGGCAUCAAGCACUGGCAAAACACCUGAACCGCGCUCAGAGGCUUCUGAUGUAGUUAGCCCUCUGACAGCUGCUUCUUCCAGCUCUCAGCGAAGUCGCCCUCGCUCGGUUUCGGAUCAAUCCCUACUUGGCACGCCCCCGGCAGGCAGAGCUGUCUCCCUGCUGGAACGAUCUGCCAAGCUGUUGGUCGUGGAAGACAAUCUCAUCAACCAAAAGGUCGUGUGCACCAUGCUGCGCAAGGCGGGCUAUCGAUUCGAUGUUGCAGUCAACGGACAGGAAGCGGUGGAUUUGAUCACCGCUGCCACAAGCUCGAUGGCAAACGCAGACGAGCCUCUCUCGAGUCCAGAGAGGUCAGUCCGCUGGUGCCCGUACGAUCUCAUUCUGAUGGACUGUCAAAUGCCAGUGCUCGAUGGCUACGGUGCAACCAUAGAGAUUCGCAAGCUCGAGGCCAAAUAUGCAGCAAGAGGUGCACGCACACUUCCUAUUGUUGCCAUGACCGCGGAAGCACUGCCGCAGGAUCGGGCACGGUGCUUUGAGUGCGGCAUGACUGGAUACCUAAGCAAACCCAUCAACUAUGCUCAGCUGCUCAACCAGCUCUUGUCGAGCAUUUCGCUCGAUUCCACCCCGAGUACGGCCAGCUCAAGUGAUUCCGGAUAUCCCAUCAUUCCCGUCGUCCAAAUUGCUGAGGUUGUCAAGUCGCUGGGCCCAGAGGAACUCGCGUCGAAAGCGAGCAUUCCCGUCGUCCCAAUUGCUGAGGUCGUCAAAUCGCUAGGUUCGGAGGAGUUUGCGCCGAAAGCGAGCACGGUCGUCGACAUGACCAUCAGAGACGCCUCCAAGGCGCAACUGGCCAACAAUGACGCGUCCCAGCUGCAUCAUCGGGAGAGCUUGGUGUGA